Molecule: messenger RNA, 3414 nt
Organism: Drepanopeziza brunnea f. sp. 'multigermtubi' MB_m1
Lineage: Eukaryota; Fungi; Ascomycota; Leotiomycetes; Helotiales; Drepanopezizaceae
Biological process (GO): lipid metabolic process; release of sequestered calcium ion into cytosol; phosphatidylinositol-mediated signaling
Molecular function (GO): calcium ion binding; phosphatidylinositol-4,5-bisphosphate phospholipase C activity
Source: RefSeq, a predicted model, not a curated record
AUGGCAGGCUCCAGAAGCGAUACCGUUGCGCCCAUGGCUACCUCGGCCAGCUUCGAAGUACAACCGCCCACCUCGGUGACCUCGCACCCGACGAAGCCCUCCCCCGCGAGAUAUCACAGACCAAGCCAUGUUCAAACGAACGUCCAACCCCCAAUCUCCUCGUCGGCGACCUCGGUCCCGGCUUCCGCAAUCAGCACUUCGUCCGUGGCGAGCUCGAGCUCCAUACAUACCUCGCCCGUCAUGUCUCCCGAGUCGAUGCAUCUCAUCACGAAUAGCUCCUCGAUCCAGGCCUCCCCCGAGGGCUUGCGCGGUCGCGAAGCCGACUUCAACCUCCCCCCCUUCGAGCUCCCCGAAUCGAUCGUGUCACGGAGAACGAGUCAGAGUGCCAUGAGCGAGGUCACGUCCAUGGGCAAGUCGCCGGGGUUGAUCAGAAGACUUUCGAACCGGGCGACCCAGUUUGCCGGCCGCCGUCGCCAAUCGUCGACUACCGCCAUGAGUCGGGAACACAGCACGGGGCCGGUGACCAUGCGGCGGAGGAGUGACAGCACCAAUACCGCCCCCGAGAGUGGAAGGGGAGCCUUGUUUGACUCGGAGGAUGAAUUCAUCGGGAGUGACAUACGGGAGGAGGCCAUGGUGCCGUACGGAUUUGAGAAUCGGGAUUUUCCCAGUACGACGGCCUCCAUUGGCUCCAGCGGGUCCAGCACUGCCAGCCCCGGCCCGGGCCCAGUCAUCCCCUCGAUACUGCUACAAGGCACGAGCAUGACCAAGGUGACGAAGAAGAACCGGACCAAGCUGUUGACGCUCGUGCUCGAGAAGGAGGCUGCCAAGGUGUCUUGGGACAAGAACCGACCUUCCAAGUCUUUCUACAUUGACGACAUCAAGGAUAUCCGAGUCGGAACCAACGCGCGAAACUACCGCAAGGAAUUUGGCGUGUCCGAUGACGACGAGUCGAGGUUCUUCUCCAUCGUGUACGCCGUCUCAGACAAGUCCAAGGGUCGGUCACAGCAGAAGACGAUGCAUCUGAUUGCCACGGAUGACACGACUUUUGACCUCUGGACCACGACACUCGACGCCAUCUCGAAGCACCGCCAAGACCUCAUGGCGUCCCUCUCCUCCUUCCACGAUAAGGCCGUCCGGGUGUGCUGGGAGAGAGAGAUGCAUCGGCUUUUCCAGGACCGGCCGCACUCCGAGGAUGAGGAGAUGAUUGAUAUGGUGGGUGUCGAGCGCCUCUGCCACUCGCUGCACAUCCACGGCUCGGCCAACUAUCUGAGAUCCCGAUUCGAGCAAGCCGAUGUCACGCGAUCGGGGCGUCUCAACUUUGUCGAGUUCCAGGACUUUGUCAAGCUCAUGAAGAGACGUGAAGAUGUCCGCAAGAUCUACGAAAACAUUGCGUCCGACAAGAGCAAGGGCCUCACCCAUCUCGAAUUCUGCACCUUCCUUGCCACGGUUCAACAUGAUUAUGACGACAAGGACCCGGCGCAGUGGGAGAGUGUGUUCAACAAGUUUGUCCGCAAAUCCAAGUCCAAGGAGCAGCCACAGCAGGAUGCCGGUGAUGGCGAUCUGUCCAGGAUGAACGAAGCAGCGUUCACCAGCUACCUGAUCUCAACCUUUAACCUCCCAACGAGGGGCGCGCCGGCACAUUACACCCUGGACCGCCCCAUGAACGAGUACUUCAUCUCCAGUUCCCACAAUACCUACCUCUUGGGUCGCCAGGUCGCGGGUCAGUCGAGCGUCGAAGCAUACAUCUCCGCCCUGAAUCGAGGAUGCAGAUGCGUCGAGGUCGAUUGCUGGAACGGUCACGACGGUCCGGUCGUGAUGCACGGCCGGACGCUCACGAGUCAAGUGUCGUUCCGCGACGUGAUGUCCACCAUCAGCAAGUACGCCUUUGUCAAGUCCCCGUAUCCCCUGUGGAUCUCGCUCGAGGUCCACUGCAAUGCACAGCAGCAAGCCCUGAUGGCCGAGAUCAUCAAGGAGACGUGCGGCUCGAAGCUGGUCACGGCCCCCCUUGACCCGUCAGCGGAGCAGCUCCCGACCCCUUCGCAAUUGAUGAACCGAAUCUUAAUCAAGGUGAAGAAGCCCCGAAGCCCCGAUCCGCUGUUGGGGGAGCAGGUUGGCACCCGAACGCGUGGCAACAGCCUCAACUCUCCAUACAUCCGACCGGUGCAUCUGGACAACGGUCCCGUCUCCGCCGGCGCCUUACCGUCGCCCAGCGCGGGUGCGCGGAGAAACAAGAUCAGCCACUGGUCCCCGCCGAAAUACUCCGGAAGCGAAGGCCAAGAGAGCUUCAGUAGCAGCACCAGCGACAGCGAGGGUCUCGCCGACGAUGUCUGCCGAGCCAAGGAGAGUCGGCGUGCGAACAAGACCAGCCACAUCGUCAAGGUGCUCGGGGAACUCGGCGUCUACAGUGCCGGGCUCAAGUUCCACGGUUUCGACACCCCCGAAAGCAAGACGUACAACCACAUCUUCUCCUUCUCCGAGAACACCUUUGACAAGAACGCGACGACGCAAGAGGAGAAGCGCAUCAUCACCCGUCACAACAUGCGCUACAUGCUACGGGUCUACCCGAAUGGAUGGCGCGUUGCAUCGACCAACUUCGACCCGCUCAAGUACUGGCGACGGAGCGUGCAGAUGGUCGCUCUGAAUUGGCAGACGUACGACCUGGGGAUGCAGAUCAACGAUGCCAUGUUUGCCGCGGGCCAAGAUGAAUCGGGCUAUGUGCUCAAGCCAAGCGAACUUCGCGAGAUCAAGAUGCUUCCCAACGUCCCGGAAGAAGCCGGUGCAGGCCAUGCCAAGCGAGAACGCAGGAACGUCAGCUUCUCCAUCGAAGUCAUCUCGGCGCAGCAACUCAUGCGACCCAAGGGUCUCGCCUCGAACCGAAGCGUGGAUCCGUACAUUGAAGUCGAGGUCUACCACGCCGACGACAAGACCAAGGACAACAGGGGCGUGGUGGGCGAGGGUGGCCUCGACGCUUCUGCCAAGGAUGGCUCCUCGGGGCUCGGUGCACCCCAUCGCAGACGGACCAAGAUUGUUCAAGAGAAUGGCUUCAACCCCAUCUUCGAAGAGAAGUUCAAUUUUGCUCUGACGACCAAGUACCCCGAUCUGGUCUUCGUUCGCUGGACGGUCAGGUGUUCUUCGGACGGGUUUACCUACAGCGACCGAGGUUCUCCCCUCGCCACAUAUACCGCCAAGCUGAGCAGUCUCAAGCAAGGCUACCGAACCCUCCCGCUGCACGACAUCAACGGGGACCAAUUUCUCUUCUCCACCCUCUUCUGCCACAUCAAGAUCGACACUCCUACCAGCAUCUACGUCGACAGCCCGGAAGCUUCCACGAAAGGUCUGAAGGGCCUCGGCCGGAAUGUCUGGCACCGCAACACCCCCAUGUCCCCAAAGAUGUCCUUUGAAAGCGAUCACUGA